Messenger RNA from Psammomys obesus (fat sand rat), 273 nucleotides. Its product is annotated as non-histone chromosomal protein HMG-17-like. The coding region runs from base 1 to 273 and encodes 90 amino acids. NCBI's taxonomy places the organism in Eukaryota, Metazoa, Chordata, Mammalia, Rodentia, Muridae. Gene Ontology annotation, molecular function: nucleosomal DNA binding. The record is from RefSeq and is a predicted model, not a curated record. Gene Ontology annotation, biological process: chromatin organization. The transcript has a single exon. Gene Ontology annotation, cellular component: chromatin; nucleus.
AUGGCCAAAAGAAAGGCCGAAAGGGAUGCUGAAGGAGAUAAAGCCAAGGAGAAGGGCAAGCCACAGAGAAGAUCCACAAGGUUAUCUGGUAAACCUGCUCCUCCAAAGCCAGAGCCCAAGCCUAAAAAGGCUGCUGCUAAGAAGGGAGAGAAGGUACCCAAGGGGAAGAAAGGGAAAGCUGAUGCUGGUAAGGAUGCGAAUAAUCCUGUGAAAAAUGGAGAUGCCGAAACAGACCAGGCACAGGAAACCGAAGGUGCUGGAGAUGUCAAGUGA